Mesitornis unicolor (brown roatelo) is the source of this 1017-nucleotide messenger RNA. Its product is annotated as cathepsin L1-like. The record is from RefSeq and is a predicted model, not a curated record. Gene Ontology annotation, molecular function: cysteine-type endopeptidase activity. Lineage: Eukaryota; Metazoa; Chordata; Aves; Mesitornithiformes; Mesitornithidae. Gene Ontology annotation, cellular component: lysosome. Gene Ontology annotation, biological process: immune response.
AUGGGGCUCAUCCUAGGGACCACCCUGACUCUGCUGUCACGGUUCCCCCAGCCUGGUGCCAUGGCCACGUUGCUGGGGCUGCUGCUGGCCCUGCUGGGCUGCACCGCAACGCCAGACCCAGCCCUGGAGGAGGUGUGGGAAGGGUGGAAGAGCCUCCAUGCCAAGGAAUACCCAGAGGAGGCCGAGGCCACCCGCCGGGAGGUUUGGGAGAAGAACCUGUGGCGCAUCCAGCAGCACAACUGGGAGGAGUCGCAGGGGCAGCACGGCUUCCGCCUGGCCAUGAACCACUACGGAGACCUGACAGAUGAGGAGUUUAACCAGCUCCUGAAAGCACAGGGGCAGGAGCCGGCACAGCUCUUCCAGGCACCGGUGGCUCUGAAGACCCCAGCGGAGGUGGACUGGCGGGCAAAGGGCUACGUGACACCCGUGAAGAACCAGGGGCACUGCGGGUCGUGCUGGGCGUUCAGUGCCACAGGGGCCUUGGAGGGGCUUGUCUUCAACCGAACGGGGAAGCUGGCGGUGCUGAGUGAACAAAACCUCAUCGACUGCUCCCGAAAGUUUUUUUCCGGCGGCUACAUGACCCGUGCCUUCCAGUACGUGCGCGACAACGGCGGCUUGAACUCGGAGCACGUCUACCCCUACAUGGCCACGGACACUUCCAGCUGCCGAUACAACCCCCAGGACAAGGCGGCCAACUGCUCCACCAUCUGGCUGGUGGCCCAGGGCAAUGAGGCGGCGCUGGAGCAGGCGGUGGCAGCCGUGGGCCCUGUGUCUGUGGCCGGGGGGGCUCUGCUCUUCCCAGGCAUCUUCAGCAGCGCGUUUUGUAGCCAGCGGGUGAACCAUGGGAUGCUGGCUGUGGGCUACGGCACGAGUCAGGAGGGUGGGCGCAACGUGAGCUACUGGAUCUUAAAAAACAGCUGGUCGGAGGCAUGGGGUGAGCAGGGCUACAUCCGCCUGCUGAAGGGAGCCAACAACCCAUGCGGGGUGGCCAACCAGGCCAGCUUCCCCGUGCUAUGA